GGUCUCCAAGCCCAGAAUAAAAGUGCUCAGUUUCUGGUCACUUCCUGAUGCUGAUGACAGGCAAGGAUGUUGUCUCCCUCCUGAAAACUGGAGAAAAGCCUCGGGCCAAAGCCUGGCUCAGAGCUCAUGUUCUGCAGCUCAGAAAGAUUUCUGAGGCAGCCCGGGCUCUGAUGCUCCAGUCAAUGCAGAGACCGAUGGCUGUGCUUCAUCCUUCAUCUGAGCUAGUACAACGGCUCAUCUAUCUGAACAACUGAGGGUAAGAGCCGGAACAAGGGGAACAUCAGUGAAGCUGCAGGCUGAAGGGUGAAGUUGGGUCUGGCUGGGUGGUGGGAACUUUACCUAAGUCUCCACCUCACCCUUGUGUUCUGUCCAGGAUGACCAGCAGGUGGACAGUCCAGAUGCAGAUACAGGGGCUCCAGCCUCUGAGAGGACUCUUUGGAGGGACUGCUCCCAGUCUUUGCAAACUGGAGCAGAAAAUGGAAUUGGAAGCACAGAGCAAAAGGGAAAAAGUAAAGAUCAGAGUCCUUGGAGUCUUUCUCAGCAGCGUUUGACAUCAUGAUGGGGCAAGGACACCAAGGGGGCAAUCCAGAGGCAGAGUCACUUGGGGCAGAAAGACGAGCCCCCAGGGGCACCAUUAAAGGCCCUGCUGCUGAAGCUGAAAACCGCUGUGUGCUUCCAGUUCUCACGAACGGGGGAGGUGAUGGUGUGGGCAGCAGUGGUCUCUUUCUCUGAAUGGCUCCUUUCCAUUGUCCCCACAGAGUGCCAUCGCGAGAAUGGCAGCCGAGAAUGCCUCCUCGGUAGCACAGUUCGUCCUCGCGGGCUUGACGGACCAGCCGGGACUCCAGAUGCCCCUCUUCUUCCUGUUUCUAGGUUCUUACCUGGUCACCAUAGUGGGGAACCUCGGCUUGAUAACCCUGAUUGGGCUGAACUCUCACCUGCACACCCCCAUGUACUUUUUUCUCUUCAACCUCUCCUUCAUAGAUUUCUGCUAUUCCACCGUCAUCACCCCCAAAAUGCUGAUGAGCUUUGUCUCAAAGAAGAACAUAAUCUCCUAUGCUGGGUGCAUGACCCAGCUCUUCUUCUUUCUCUUCUUUGUCGUCUCGGAAUCCUUCAUCCUUUCGGCCAUGGCAUAUGACCGCUAUGUCGCCAUCUGCAAACCCUUGUUGUACACAGUCACCAUGUCUCCCCAGGUGUGUCUCUUCCUUCUGUUGGGUGUCUAUUGGAUGGGGUUUGCCGGGGCCAUGGCACACACGAUCUGCAUGGUGAGGCUGACCUUCUGUGCUGAUAACCUUGUCAAUCACUACAUGUGUGACCUCCUUCCCCUUCUUGAACGUUCUUGCACCAGUACCUAUGUGAACGAGCUAGUAGUUUUCAUUGUUGUGGGCAUUGAUAUUGGGGUUCCCACAGUCACCAUCUUCAUUUCGUAUGCUCUCAUCCUGUCCAGCAUCCUCCAUAUUCGCUCCACCGAGGGCAGGUCCAAGGCCUUCAGCACCUGCAGUUCCCACAUUGUAGCAGUUUCUCUUUUCUUUGGGUCAGGGGCAUUCAUGUACCUCAAACCUGCUUCUCUUUUACCUAUGAACCAGGGGAAAGUUUCCUCCUUAUUCUACACCAUUGUGGUGCCCAUGCUCAAUCCAAUUAUCUAUAGCUUGAGGAAUAAAGAUGUCAAAGUUGCUCUGAGAAAAACCCUGAGCAAACAUUCAUUCUCUUAA
Oryctolagus cuniculus (rabbit) is the source of this 1709-nucleotide messenger RNA. RefSeq names its product olfactory receptor 8B8. Gene Ontology annotation, molecular function: G protein-coupled receptor activity; olfactory receptor activity. Gene Ontology annotation, biological process: G protein-coupled receptor signaling pathway. Gene Ontology annotation, cellular component: membrane. Lineage: Eukaryota; Metazoa; Chordata; Mammalia; Lagomorpha; Leporidae. The record is from RefSeq and is a predicted model, not a curated record.